AAAAAACAAAGAGAAAAUCUUUUUGUUGAUAUGCAUUCAAAUACGUAAGAGCUUUUUAUCUUGACCACUGCAUGUGCACGGUCGUCGUUAGGACCGUUGUAAAGGCGCGUGCACAUUGUUCACAACCACAUGCGCAGAAUGAACGAACACUUCAUUCUGCCGCUAUUGUUGCUUCGGAAUUGAAAACAUGAGUUAUCGUGUUUACAAAGUUAAUUCAUACAAAUUAAUGUUGUAUGAAUUAUUUUCGUAAAUUCUAUUAAACAUUUUUUAUUAAUUGUGAUUAUUAUAAACAUUCGUAAUAAAUUGUACAUAUGAGAAUUAGAAACGAAUUUAGAACCAAUACGUACAUGCUUAUAUUGAAGUAGUGAAUUGAAGGUUAGAGGUGAGAGCAUUCCCAUUGGAUUGCACUACAAAAUAAAGUACAAAAAGUUCAAAGAAAUCAUUCUUACAAUAUAUCAUGGCCCUUGCAAAUAUAUCUGGAAUUCCUGAUAAACAUUGGCAGCCACCAUUUGUUGUAUUUGAAACUACAAUGGGAGAAAUUGUCAUUGAGCUAUAUUGGAAACAUGUUCCAAUUACAUGCAGAAAUUUUGCAGAACUUACACGACGUGGAUAUUACAAUGGGACUAAGUUUCAUAGAGUAAUAAGAGAUUUUAUGAUACAAGGUGGGGAUCCCACAGGAACAGGAAAAGGUGGUGUAUCUAUCUAUGGGGAAUGCUUUGAUGAUGAAAUACAUGAUGAUCUAAAGCAUACAGGUGCUGGAGUAGUAUCUAUGGCUAAUUCUGGACCAGACACGAAUGGAUCACAGUUUUUCAUUACAUUAGCGCCCACGCAGUGGCUCGAUGGAAAACAUACAAUUUUUGGUAGAAUUCACUCCGGCAUGGCAAUAGUCAAAAGAAUUGGUCUAGUCGAGACUGAUAAGAAUGAUAGACCUGUGGAUGAUAUAAAAAUUGUUAAAGGAUCCAUAAGAAAUGCGUAAUAAAUAAAUAAAUUUUUAAUUACCGUUCUUAUUAUGCUGAUAUUGUAUGAUAUGAAUAAUGAUAUGUUUAAUUAUUUC
Messenger RNA from Megachile rotundata (alfalfa leafcutting bee), 1054 nucleotides. RefSeq names its product peptidyl-prolyl cis-trans isomerase-like 1 Cypl (gene Cypl). Gene Ontology annotation, molecular function: peptidyl-prolyl cis-trans isomerase activity. Gene Ontology annotation, biological process: protein folding; protein peptidyl-prolyl isomerization. The record is from RefSeq and is a predicted model, not a curated record. NCBI's taxonomy places the organism in Eukaryota, Metazoa, Arthropoda, Insecta, Hymenoptera, Megachilidae. Gene Ontology annotation, cellular component: catalytic step 2 spliceosome.